AUGGCUGCCAAAAUAUCCAAAGAAAGCAAAACACCCUAUGUGUUCCUUGGCCGGUCUGGUGUGAAAGUAUCAAAUAUCACUUUAGGAACUGUGACUUUUGGAGAGCACCAGGGUCGACCAGGACAGAGUGACGAAGACGCUGCACAUCAAAUCAUCAACCGUUACGUGGAGUGGGGUGGCAACUUCCUGGACACGGCCGAUAUGUAUGGGCUUGGCAACUCCGAGACCAUCAUCGGCAAGUGGCUGGAAACGCAACCCAGAGACAAAUAUAUCAUUGCCACGAAAUGUCGAUGUGGUAUGGACCUAGAAAAUAACGUCAACAGUGUGGGUCUGAGUCGACGUCACAUAACCGAAAGUAUCGACAAAAGUCUUCAGAGAUUACACACAGACUUUGUGGAUCUUUACCAGGCUCAUCAUGUUGACGAUGGAACCCCAGUCGAGGAAACCCUGAGAACACUGGAUGACCUAGUCCGUGCUGGUAAAAUCCGCUACAUCGGCCUCAGUAACGUAACUGGUUGGCGGUUGAGUCUACUAGUAGAGACAACCAAACACCUGGGACUCAACCCAAUUAUCAGUUUACAGCAACAAUACAGUCUUGUCAGCAGAGAGUCUGAGCUGGAGCCAUUCCAGGUGUGCAAGGCCCAGGGACUUGGCGUCCUUCCCUGGAGUCCACUCAAAGGAGGCUUCCUUACUGGAAAAGUCAAACGAGGACUGAAACCCACAGAAGGGAGGAUUGGUUGGGUGGCAGACAAUGAGACCAAGGCCAAGGAGAAUGCUCCUUUGUGGAAAUCUUUUGAUGAUAAAUCCUUUGAUGUGCUGGAUGUAGCUGAAGCAAUUGCUAAGAAUCAUUCCAAGAGUGUCCCCCAGGUGGCCAUCCGAUGGCUUCUACAGAAGGAUGUUGUCUCCUCAGUCAUCAUAGGAGUCAGAACUCUUGCCCAACUGGAUGACAACAUGGGAGCUAACGGAUGGAGCUUGACCCAGCAAGAGAUGCAGCAACUAGAUGACGUCUCGGCUCCUCCACUGGCCUACCCCUACAAUAUGGUCUUCUCAAACAACACCGAUCGUGUGAACCCAGCGGCCAAUAAUUUCUACGUCAAAUCAACCAGCAAUUUAAAGUCAGCUCUGAAUGUUUAG
Messenger RNA from Candidula unifasciata, 1134 nucleotides. The record is from the annotation of a GenBank genome assembly. NCBI's taxonomy places the organism in Eukaryota, Metazoa, Mollusca, Gastropoda, Stylommatophora, Geomitridae.